GUGCUCGUCAAGCUGGAUCAGCUGACUGUGGCGAGCUUCUGCUUUCACGCUCUUCCUCGGUGUUUCUUCCUCCCACGGCAGCCGAUAGCGCUGUCUAAAGCCAAAUAUUUUUUAAGAAUAUCUUUUUUUUUUUUUAAUAUAGUGUCUUAUUUGUUGUCUGCAAGGGAGCUUAAGGUUCGUUCGCUUCUUUCCUUUGGCACACCGAAGCCGAAUCGAUGCUGCUAGAGUGGAUGAUGGACGGACACGCCAUUCUUUACACGGGGGUCACUUUGGCCUUCUGGAGCACCAUACUCGUCGUCGGUAUAUGCUACACUAUAUUCGAUUUAGGAUUCCGCUUUGACGUGGCAUGGUUCCUUACAGAAACGUCGCCUUUCAUGUGGGCUAAUCUGGGCAUCGGCUUGGCCAUCUCGCUGUCUGUAGUGGGAGCAGCUUGGGGAAUCUACAUCACUGGCUCAAGCAUCAUUGGUGGCGGUGUCAAGGCUCCUCGCAUUAAAACCAAAAAUUUAGUCAGCAUCAUUUUCUGCGAAGCUGUUGCGAUCUAUGGCAUCAUCAUGGCUAUUGUCAUCAGUAACAUGGCCGAGAACUUCAGCGGAACAACUCCUGAGACCAUUGGGGCAAAAAACUAUCAAGCUGGCUACUCCAUGUUCGGUGCGGGCCUGACUGUGGGCUUCUCCAACCUCUUCUGCGGCAUCUGCGUGGGAAUCGUGGGCAGCGGGGCGGCGCUGGCCGACGCCCAGAACGCCAGCCUCUUCGUCAAGAUCCUCAUCGUGGAGAUCUUCGGCAGCGCCAUCGGCCUCUUCGGCGUCAUUGUGGCCAUCCUGCAGACGUCGAAAGUAAAGAUGGGCGACUAGAAGAGGACAAGAGGAAGUUGACAACACCGCUGGAAAAACACGAUGUGUAAAUAAUACACCGUAAAUUAUUUAAAUGUUCGGUUUGCCGCGUAUUGUUUGUCAUUUCAAGAACAGCUGUUUCUUCACACUAUGAAUGAUGGUUGAAAAUGACACUAUAAAGUAUUUGAACAUAUUUGUGUUGUGUGUGUGUGUGUGUGUGUUGCUCUUCACGUGACGCAUGAGGUUGUUUAUUUAGCCUUUGUUCAUUCUGGUUGCCUGGUUUGUCAGACCUGCUUACUCAGUAGCGCCGCCUGGAACGUGAGAGUAUUGCACCCAGUACCAGUUUUACCUAUCGGCGAGUGAUUUGGGGCGGGGGGGGGGGACAUUUCUGUCAUGCCAUGACACAAUGCAAAGAAAAGUCUUAAAGACCCAUGCCUGAAAUUGAACAGUAAGUCAGACAUUUUGGGCAAAUUCCAGGGUGAUCUCCUAUGAGGGAAUUCCCCCAAAUGAGCCCCGAUCAGAAACGGGGAUCCUAGACAGAUGGCUGACGCGAAAUACGAAGCCUUUUUGGCUGUAGCUAAUGAAUUGUCAUUUUGGGAGCCUCAACAUGCCCGAAACUCAACGUUUUGCAAGUGCGUGCAUCCUGUUGAGAAUAUUUCAGUGUCACCAAUAGGCAUGAAAUUGGGGAGACAUGUCUAACAUGAACAGGAUGCAUUAACAAGUCUCAAGGACCCAUGCUCAAAAUUGAACCAUUUUGGUUGGAAAUAGCCAUUUUGGCCAAAUAUCAAAGCUAUAGUACCGAUGAGCUUGUAAAAAAAUAAUGUAAACUACUUUCAUUCCCCCCCCCCCUUAUGAAUGUGCUUUUUUUUUGCACUGUUAUUGUCUUCAUCUUUUAUAAUUCUAGUAUUCCAUAUCCUCGUCACAGCUUCGAGUAAAAAUGAAGUUAUGUCAGUUUGACAAACCAGGCUAACCUAUGAAUCCCCCUCUUGUAAUUAUUACCCUGAAGUUGUGAAAGACUAUUAACAUGCAUUUAAUUGUGAUAAUUGUUACAAAUGUGAUUGAUGCCAGCCCUCCCACCGACGUAAUCAAUCCUGAAGGAAGGCCUGUACCAAACUCCAAAUUCGUCGGUGUGUGAAAUUAUGUUGACGUGAUGGUGAAAAGAAAGUAAAUGUCCAAUAAAUAAAAAAAUAAAAAAAACAGUUAAUUGUGUCCUCAUAAAUGUCUGUGGACGUAAAAUAAAAACUAUCCAACCACAA
Molecule: messenger RNA, 2086 nt
Organism: Phyllopteryx taeniolatus (common seadragon)
Lineage: Eukaryota; Metazoa; Chordata; Actinopteri; Syngnathiformes; Syngnathidae
Gene: atp6v0b
Product: ATPase H+ transporting V0 subunit b
Exons: 8
Coding region: 216-851 (211 amino acids)
Biological process (GO): proton transmembrane transport
Cellular component (GO): proton-transporting V-type ATPase, V0 domain
Molecular function (GO): proton-transporting ATPase activity, rotational mechanism
Source: RefSeq, a predicted model, not a curated record